AUGCGUGUGACGGCAACGCCUCCAAAGUUUGAGGGUUCAAUGAAGCCAGUCACCGAGACGCAACCGUUUGAAUUGCCGGGAGAUCGAUUUCACGAUCAAGCCCGUGAGCGCUUAGAGCGAGCACGUCGUGAAGAGGAAAGACAGUGUCUGGAGUCAUCGGGCACUUUUCGUGCGAAACUUAUGCCGGUAUUUGAGCCUGAUAUCACCCACGUGAUUCCUAGCACGAGGCCUCUUACUCAGACUGAGUCUCCUAUGUUGGCAACAAAAAGUCGAGCUGUCGAACGAGCUGUUUUUGAAGCCGCUGAGAAAGAGCGUCGCGAACGCGAGCAAGCGUUUCGGAAACAGCGAGAGCAGCGGGAGCACCAGCUGGAGGAAGAGGAAAUCAAACGUUUGCGGCGGGAGGAGAUGAUUUUCCGCGCGCGCCCUGUACCGGAAGUAACUCAUUCUAGCUGA
Peronospora matthiolae is the source of this 453-nucleotide messenger RNA. Lineage: Eukaryota; Oomycota; Peronosporomycetes; Peronosporales; Peronosporaceae. The record is from the annotation of a GenBank genome assembly.